CGGGCGGGCGGACCGAGGCAUCGGCCCGAGUGCCGGGAGGAGGCAUCGGCAGGCGGAUUUGUCGUUCUCGGCCUCUGGCGCCGCCGCUUCCCGCAGCCGGGGCUCGCAUCCCGCGGCCAUGAGCGGCACCUGAUAAUAUAUCCCUUGGUACUGAGCGUGAGUGAUCAGCCAUGAUCUCAAUGGAAAUUUCUGACCCAUUUCUCUCCCUCCUUUUUCCACACCUCCUUCCACCAUUCUCUCUUUCUGUUCUCUAUUGUCCCCUGCCCUCCCCUGUUAAACUCUUUCAUUUUCCACCCUCUCACUUACCCCCUCCCUUCGCCUUGUUCUCUCUUUUUCCUUGGCCCCACUUCUCGUUGCCUUUCCUUCCAUCUCUCCCUGCCCUCCCCCACCUCUCCCUUCUCACUGCCCCUACCCCUCUUGCUGCUGCUCUACAGGUUGGCCGUGCUGUAUGAGUGGUAAUUGAGUAGAGCUGACGAUGGCGAGUUGUGAGUCUCUCAGCAGCCCGGUGGUUCGACAGAUUGACAAGCAGUUCCUUGUCUGCAGCAUCUGUCUUGAUCGCUACAACAACCCCAAAGUGCUGCCCUGCCUGCACACCUUCUGUGAGAGGUGUCUUCAGAAUUACAUACCUCCACAGAGUCUGAGCUUGUCCUGCCCCGUGUGCCGACAGACAUCUAUCCUCCCCGAGAAGGGGGUGGCUGCCCUCCAGAACAACUUUUUCAUCAGUAAUCUGAUGGAGGUACUUCAGCGAGAUCCGUCCUGCAACCGAGAGGAGGCGUCCAUGAAAGCAACAGUGGGGGCUGUCUCUGGGCACUCUCUUUCCUGCCCCAACCACGAGGGCAAGGUGAUGGAGUUUUACUGUGGCCCCUGUGAGACGGCCAUGUGCGGGGAGUGUACCGAGGGUGAACACCGUGAGCACCGCACCGUGCCGCUCAAGGAUGUGGUGGAGCAGCAUAAGGCAGCACUUCACAAGCAACUGGACACCAUCAAGAGCCGGCUCCCCCAGCUGAACGCGGCCAUCGAGUUGAUUGAUGGGAUCUGCCGGCAGCUGACGGUGAACAAGGACGAGGCAGUGGGGCAAGUGAGCCGAACCUUCGAGGAGCUGGAACAGACUCUGCAGCAACGCAAGGCUGGCCUGGUGCAGGGCUUGGAGAGUGUCUGCAGCAGCAAGCAGGAGGUUCUCCGGAGGCAGCUGCAGCAGUUGAUUCAAGGCCGGGAGCAGAUCCGGAGUAGUUCCGAGUUUACAGAGCAGGCUCUCAGCCAGGGAACUGAGGCUGAGGUGCUCCUUGUGAAGAAGCAGAUGAAUGAAACACUGAGAGAGCUUGCUGAGCAGGAGUUCCCUCUGCACCCUCAGGAGAAUGAACACCUCGAGUGCGUGGUGGAGACGGAGGCAGUACGACGUUCCUUGCAGAACCUGGGUGCCCUGCUCACCACCAGCGCGGUAGCCCGGCAAACAGUGGCCUCGGGUGAGGGACUGCGCAACACAGUGGUGGGCCAGCCCACUACGGUCACCAUCACCACCAAGGACAAAGAUGGUGAGCUGGUGAAGACGGGCAGUGCGGACGUCCGGGCACAGAUCACUGCUCCAGACAGUAGCACGGCUGAGGGUGAGAUCGUGGAUAACCGGAAUGGCACCUAUGACCUGCUCUACACCCUGAGGUCAGAGGGGGACCACACACUAUCCAUCACCCUGUAUGGACAACCGGUCAGGGGCAGCCCCUUCCGAGUCCGUGCUGCCAAAUCCUCUGAGGUGGUGCAGUCGCCGGAUGAUGUCAGACGCAGAGUGAAGUCCCCGGGCAGCGGCCACAUUCGGCAAAAGGCUGUCCGACGCCCAGCCAGCAUGUAUGGCACCGGUAAGAGGAAGGACAAUCCCAUUGAGGACGAACUGAUCUUCCGUGUGGGGAGCAGAGGUCGGGAGAAGGGAGAGUUCACCAACCUGCAGGGAAUUUCUGCCUCGGGAAACAACCGCAUUGUGGUUGCCGAUAGCAACAACCAAUGUAUCCAGAUAUUCUCCAACGAUGGACAGUUCAAACUGCGCUUCGGGGUGCGGGGACGUUCUCCAGGCCAACUCCAGCGUCCAACUGGCGUGACCAUUGACCCUAAUGGUGACAUCAUUGUGGCCGAUUAUGACAACCGAUGGGUCAGCACCUUCACUCCUGAUGGCAAGUUCAAGAGUAAGAUCGGCGCGGGGAAGCUGUUGGGUCCGAAGGGUGUGGCAGUAGACCGGAACGGCCACCUGAUUGUGGUUGAUAACAAAGCGUGUAGUGUCUUCAUCUUCCAGUCCAACGGGAAGCUGGUGACGCGGUUCGGGGCUCGAGGCACUGCAGACAGACAGUUUGCAGGUACACUGGAUGGACCACACUUUGUUGCUGUCAACAAUAGGAAUGAGAUCCUGGUGACUGAUUUCCACAACCACUCCGUCAAGGUUUAUAAUUCAGACGGUGAAUUCCUCUUCAAGUUUGGGUCGCAUGGUGAGGGGAAUGGACAGUUCAACGCCCCGACUGGAGUGGCUGUGGAUGCCAACGGGAACAUCAUUGUAGCUGAUUGGGGCAACAGCCGAAUACAGGUAUUUGACAGCUCGGGAUCUUUCCUCUCGUACAUUAACACGGCCGCGGACCCUCUGUAUGGCCCCCAGGGACUGGCUUUGACAUCUGAUGGACACGUAGCUGUGGCUGAUUCGGGCAAUCACUGCUUCAAGGUUUAUCGAUACCUGCAGUGAAUGAGGCGUAGUGACUGGCCAGGGCAGCCUGAGCUCAGGACCUGUGUGAUUGUAAAUAUCAUGGAGUCCAGCAGUGAUACGCCACUGGAGAAGAGACCACAGAUACCAGCGACUGCUAUUUACCCCGCAUCCAUGUACAGUGGGCUGGAUGCUGUCUGGAGAUUAGCCAGGUCCUGACCAUAAUUGCAUCACAGGACUGUGUGACCACUCACUGGAGCCACUAAAUGUACAAUGUUUCUGGGGACAAAGGAAAGACACGACACAGUGACGUCCCACUGGCCCAUUCCCAGUGUGCGACUGACCUCCAUUGAGGGUCAGUGUGUGUGUGUGUGGGACCGACCCCCAGUGAGGGUCAGUGCAUGUAUGUGUGAGGCCGACCCCCAGUGAGGGUCAGUGCGUGUGUAUGGGACCAGCCCCCAGUGAGGGUCAGUUUGAACGUGGGACCGUCCCCCAGUGAGAGUGUGUGUGUGUGUGUGUUGUUUGUCUUGUCCUAAUGUUGGGUCACUGUCAUGAGGUGGGAAGAAGGCUUAUUUCAUGAUAUAUCUGGAGGAGGAAGCUUUGGUCAGUGGCCUGGGGUCGUCAUUUCUCUGCCCACCCUGGCCGUCUGCAGACCUUCAUCUGAGGGAUCCCCUGUUUCACCUUCCAUCAGUAUCAUUCACCGCCUCCCUGUCACUGUAGCUCUGAUCUCUCUUUCUCUCUCUCUCAGCUCUGAUCUCUCUCUCAGCUCUGAUCUCUCUCUCUCUCAGCUCUGAUCUCUCUCUCUCUCAGCUCUGAUCUCUCUCUCUCUCAGCUCUGAUCUCUCUCUCUC
Hypanus sabinus (Atlantic stingray) is the source of this 3524-nucleotide messenger RNA. Its product is annotated as tripartite motif-containing protein 2-like. Gene Ontology annotation, molecular function: ubiquitin protein ligase activity; zinc ion binding; translation repressor activity. Bases 476 to 2716 code for a protein of 746 amino acids. The record is from RefSeq and is a predicted model, not a curated record. The transcript is spliced from 13 exons. Gene Ontology annotation, biological process: proteasome-mediated ubiquitin-dependent protein catabolic process; protein polyubiquitination; negative regulation of translation. NCBI's taxonomy places the organism in Eukaryota, Metazoa, Chordata, Chondrichthyes, Myliobatiformes, Dasyatidae.